Molecule: messenger RNA, 3457 nt
Organism: Macrosteles quadrilineatus (aster leafhopper)
Lineage: Eukaryota; Metazoa; Arthropoda; Insecta; Hemiptera; Cicadellidae
Product: hemicentin-2-like
Exons: 6
Coding region: 199-1146 (315 amino acids)
Biological process (GO): synapse organization
Cellular component (GO): neuron projection membrane
Source: RefSeq, a predicted model, not a curated record
UCGUAGCUGUCUCAGCAUCGUGUGUGACAUAACCCUUGCAAUUCGCCCACCCAGUGGAUUCUGUGUGUUUUCUGUUUGUUCUAAGAUGUGACAGUGUGUACCGAUGCUGGAGAUACCUCUGUGAACCUGUGCUGGAUACAGUUACCGCCCCGGGUGCAGUGUUGACGAUUUGUUUGUUGGGAAUGCCGCUGUGAGACGAUGGGAGGGCAUCUUCACAGGUCGUCCAGGUUUCCUUGGGGCAUUGUCUGCUUUAUUGUUUGCCUCCAGAUAUGUUUAGUUCACUCAAUGGAACUCACCCCUAAACCCCUCAGUAGGAAUUCGUCACACAAACACAGCAAGAGGUUCUCAGGCCUCUAUACGGGUCCCUACUUCGACUCUUCUACCAGCAAUAACAUCACAACACAACUGGGGGCCCAUGCAUACCUGCCGUGCAAGAUCAAACAGCUGGGAAACAAAUCAGUCUCCUGGGUGAGGAAGAGGGACUCCCACAUCCUGACGGUGGACCGCUACACGUUCAUCGCCGACGAGAGGUUCCAAGCGUUCCUGGUGGAGGCGACAGACACGUGGACAUUGCAGAUCAAGUACGUCCAGGCGAGGGACAGAGGACAGUACGAGUGUCAAGUCAGCAUGGAGCCCAAGCUGAGUCACGUGGUCACCCUCAAUGUUGUUGUUCCUAAAAUUGAGAUUCUUGGCGAGAACGACAUCUACGUCAAGGCUGGCAGCAUCGUCCAGAUCAAAUGCGUCAUAACACAGAGUCUUGAGGAGCCGGCCUACAUCUUCUGGUAUCACAACGGCAAGCGUGUGCUGGACUACGACCGCAAGCAGAAGGACAUUCUGUCAGAAAGGGUGUCUGCAGAUACGACGGUCGGGUCUCUUAUCAUCUAUGAGGCUCGUAGAGAGGACACCGGCAACUACACAUGCAGUCCCUCCAACCUGGACUCCGCCAGCGUACAGCUUCAUGUGCUAAACGACGAGCAUCCCGCAGCCAUGCAGCGCGGGAAGAACUCUGCCUCUCCUCUCCCCGGGGUCUACUGGUACCCUCUGUCUGCUGGCCUCGGCCUAUGCAGCCACCUACAGCGGCGCAGCCUCUUCCUGGCCGUGGCCUCUAUGAUGGCCGUUGGCCACGUCCUCGUCCGUCUGACAUGAGUACCUCGGCCACUCUCCCUCACCCGCCAUCUCGCCUUGCAAUGUAACACAGCAGCAGUCGACUGAGCACACCCUCACAGAAUUUGCGUGUAAAAACUUUUUUACGAUUUUGCAAUGUUACGUUGUAAGGCUGAUUGUACAUAGCGUCAGUGUGAAUCAUUGCUCAUCCCCCUACUAGCUCGCCAGUGUCAGCUGGGCGUGAGUGACAGUAGUGAAAAAAUGAGAGUUCUAUGACAAAAUAUGAUUUUUUUUUUGUAUUAGGAUUUCCUAUUUUAUAUCCUCCCUGGAUUCGUUAGAUCAUAGUUAGAGUAAUUUUAUUAAAUGUAGUUACGGGACACCUAUGUUUUCACUACUGCCCUCCAUGUUUAUAAUAUUCAUUGUACGUACCAAACUUUUAUGUCGAGGAGCAAAUGGAGGGGAAUUUUUAUGAAAUAACUAAUUAAUCAAAUUGUAAACUGUUUUGUUUGAGGUUGGCAUUCGCCAAUUACUUUAAGUUGUGAGAUUUCGCUUAUUCAUGUAGGUUGUUAUAUACAUAACACUGUAAAUAUAUUGUUAAGAGUUUAUAAUAAAUUAUAAAUUUUCCAGAAAAAUUUCAAUUGUGAUGAUAAUAAUAGAUUAUUCGAUAGAACUUAUUUUCUACUUAAGGUUAGGUUGUAGCAUUAAACAAUGCUGUGUGGUACAGUUUUUUUAAUCCAAUAUUGAAUACAGCAGCUACCCCAAUAUUUUCAUAUUUAAUAUAGUUUACCAAACCUUAUCAAUAUACUAAGUAUAGUUUUAUCACACAAAACAUUUUAAGUACAAUGAACACAAUACAAAAUUAUAUUAAUAAGACUUAACGUUGAAAAAAAUUCAGGUAUAAGUUCGAUACAAUCAAAAGUGUCAUUUAUGAAUUAACGUAUUAAAUUCUUACAAAAAAGUGUAAAUAAGGUUAAUAUAAAUAAAAUUCCUUUGUUAAAGUUGUUCUAUGUUUUACAUCUUUUAUUUUUCAUUUGUUGUUUUGUGGAUUUUAUUUUGGAAAUAUUUAAACCUUUGGCUAUAUGACAACAAUGAUAGUGUUUAGUCAGUUUGGAAAAUUUUUUUUUUGUUUUGGUUGCAAAAUUGAAAUUCAAGUUGAAUAUACGUUCUAAAAAAAAAAUAAGUACAGUAAAUGGAACAAUUGAAACAACCUAAAGAAAACUAAAUAAACGAGUUAUGAUUUGCAUAAAAAGUAUUAAGAAAGAUUCAAGGUGGCUUAAAUUUAUAAAACUGUACCACACUUUGUACAGACGUUCUGUUAAAGGCAAAUUUAUAUAACGUAUAAAAUACGAUGUUUAUAUUACCUAUAAGUAAUUGAAAUAUUAUAGUGUUUGUCACAAUGUGAUGUAAAUUAGCUUCGAAAGUGAAGGAUAUUUCGCAGGCAGUGAGUGAUAAGGCCUGAGGACGUAUAAACUAUAGUAUUUUCCAAUAUGAAUAUAAAUGUCCAUCCUGUACAUAAACGAUAUGAUUUAAGUAAAUAUUGAAUAGUUAUUGUUAUUUACUAUGAUAUUUUAAACAAUUGUUUUAUUCAGUUUAUCUAUAUUUGUUGUUUAACUGAAUCAUACUAUCACCUGUUAUAUUUGUGGUGUACAACAUCUGCAAUUGUUUCGAUAGUCUUAAUGUUCCCCUCGACCUUUUAUCUUAUUAGAUCUGCAAUGUAAUAAAAUCGUUGAACCAAUAAAAGUAGAAGCCCUAAAGAAGAUGAAAUUUCAGUAAGGGUUUAUGAUUGAACUAUCGUUUAAAAUCACUAACUAUUAUUCAAUAAUUAUUAUCAAGUGGUAUUCUUGAAAUACCUCACGUAUUUAAUUACAAAUUACAAUUUAUAAACGAAUCAGGCAUAAAAAAGAUCUAAACCAGCCCAGCAAUCAUACAUUUUCAAAUUUUGAAAGGUCCAAAAUGAAACAACCGUUUAGUAACAUUUUUAAAUUAUUUGGGGCUUAGUAAAUACUUAUUAUUUACGUUCGUUGGUAUGUAUAUACUCGUAUUAAAGAUCAGUCAAUUUCUGACAGUGCUUGAUAUCCUACGUUAUAAUAUUAUGGUUAGUGCAGUUUGCCAAAAUAACAAACUACUUAUUUCAUGCCAUGAAUCAGUUUUUUGUUUUACCCCAUAUUUGUUGCCACUAUUUCUGGACUAAUUCGAAAUUUGUACAUUUAAUGAAAAUGGCUUAAUGUUUCCUAACUAAACGAUUUAUGUAAUAAAUGUAUAAGUUGAUGUUCUAUAUUUUUGAAGAUGUUGACAUUUUUGAUUAUUGUUUACAAUUAAGUUUGACUUAUAAAUAAAGAGAUUUUACUAUCAA